AUGACAACUCAUCUACAGGGCCGCUCCUCAUGGGGCCCCGAGACCAUCUCCCGCUGCCUCAGCAGCAUCAGCAGCUUUGGUCACAGCAACUCGAACGACAACAGUAGCAGCAGCAGCAGGAGGAGCAGCAAGCCUGAGCCGGAAGCUAUCGAACUACACGAGUGGAAAACCUCGACAUCAAGGAGGCCCUCCGUUUGCAACAGCGAGACUAGCACCAAGCAGAGACAAAAUGAAGCAGAUAAAUCUACUGCCCCUAGAGCGAACGCAUCACCGGCUUCCAGCCACGGUGGCGUUGUCCGGUGGCUUGGGCACAAGGGCAGCACCUUUUGGGGAUCCCUUUUUCUUCUGUUGCUGCUGGGCGUUUGCUCCCCAUUUGCAACAGAAGCCACAGCGCCAACUUCUCAAGAGCCAAUUCUGGAUCAAUACGUGUCAAAUCAAGAAUGGCAACACAGUAGGGACCGUUUUGACGGAUGGAAGGCUCCCCCACGCCGCCUCAACACCGUUGCCGCUUGGGCCGCCGAAGUCGAGUCUUCCUUGCGAAUAAGUCCGCAGCUCAGCCUCUACCUCGGGGUCUUCCUCACUCUAUCUGGCUCACUUCUUAUGGCUGGGGGCAGCACUUUGAUGAAGUUGGGCCUCAGUGUAGAAGAUGCGGACGCUCUCAGCGGACAAUCCUGCGACCAGCAAUGGGUUUGGGGUUUUGCUGGUGAGGCCCCUGCUCUUAUUCUUACUUCUAUGUUGCCCCACGCCCUUGUUAUUAUUUUUAUGCUGGGAAAUGUUGUUUUCGAUCCGCCACCACGGUGUCUGCACAUCGAGUCCAUGGUAACUUUAGCAACGUAUGUGCUCGGUGCUUGCAUGCACGUCGUCGCCUUGGGUUUCGCUCCCGCAAGUGUCUUGUCGCCCAUGAACUCCAUUGGUCUCAUAGCCAACGCGGUGGCCUCAGCUACAGUGUUAAAGGAGCCGUUUGGAUUCCAAGAGCUAUUGUUCACUGGAGGGUGCGCCUUCGGCGUCUUCCUUUGUGCGUGCGCCUCUGUGCUGCCUCGCACAGAGUUUGUCGAUUUGGGUACAGACUUAGACAGCCGGUAUGUGGGGCUAUACAGCUGGCACGACCCUUGGUAUUUGGCAUUCCUGGGGCUCUGCUGUGGUCUCGGAUUUGGAGCUCUCGUUUACCUAAACAGCGUUGAAUCUGCGCUGCUGGAAGAGAAGGAACAGCAGCUGCUCAGACAAACUGACAGAGACAUCGCAUUGCUCGCUCCCCGUGGUCCCUCCGAACAAGACUACACGCAAAAGGACGCGGGACCCUCAACCAUGCUGAGCCCCAGGAGCCAGACCAAGCAAUCUCUUUACCCUCGUUUAGUCGGUCUAUGCUAUGGGUUUCUGGCUGGCCUGGUCGGAUCUCAGUGCAUUUUAGAAGUGAAGGAGAUCGGUACUUGCGUGCGUUAUGGCCUCACCCAGAGCUCCAUCUGGUCUUCCCCGCAGCCGUACUUGGUCUGCUGUUUCCUGGGCCUUUCCGUUUGGAUGCAGAUUCACUUUUUGAACUUGGGACUGGCCCGGGGAGACGCGACAACUAUCGUUCCGACGUACUACGUCGUAUGGACCUUCUUUGGAACUCUUGGUGGGUUUGCAAAAUUCCACGAGGUGCAGGGAUUUAGUGCAAGCGCCCUCAUUCUCUUUGGACUUGGAUUCGGGCUCACGGCGAUGUGCAUUAUUCUUCUAGCAGUGGAAGAGAUGAGGAACUUACGCAAGUAUGUCGACCAGCAGGUCCCAGGGAUCGACGAUGAAGAGGCAGAUCUGGUAAGAAAACUCUCAUGCGACAACUCGAGUGCUGACUACUUUGCCGAUUUUUCGCAUAAAAAUAAGCAGUUUAGGGGGCGUCCAGCCCCUGGUAGCCCUCUCCUGCCGGAUGACUCAUCUGCUCCUUGGUAUACCAAGGAACUAAAAAGCAAGUGCCAAAUUUUCACUGCUCUCCAGGCAUUCCUUCUUGAGCAGGAAAUUUGUUCGUGCGUGAGCUUGUUUGUUGUGUACAAAUGUCCGCCCCAGGCUGCUCAAGACCUUGUGGAGCAACGGCUUUCGAAAAGGGUCACCUUCGCCAUGGGAAUGUUCCCAAUUUCAUCUUUGGGGCGAACCGCAGGGCGGCGGCGCUUUCGCCCUGUAUACCAAAGGUUCAGGCGAACCCGCUCUACGGCAUCCGACACUGCUUUGGGGGAUGCUUACGGGGAGCUUACCUUGGGAAGCACGUCUGUUGCAGGCGCUUACACAUUGCCUCCCAACCUCCACUUCCCUCGGCGUAGCGCGGAUGUAAGUCGCGCGCAACAUGUCGGGUUAGUUGGGCAAACGAGGCAUGGGACAGUAGAUUUGAACAAAAGACUGCCACAGUGCACACAGCGCACACAAAGGCAGUGGAUCCUUCCUUCAUGA
This is a messenger RNA of Eimeria tenella, 2415 nucleotides long. RefSeq lists its product as uncharacterized. Gene Ontology annotation, cellular component: membrane. The record is from RefSeq and is a predicted model, not a curated record. The transcript has 9 exons. Gene Ontology annotation, molecular function: magnesium ion transmembrane transporter activity. Lineage: Eukaryota; Apicomplexa; Conoidasida; Eucoccidiorida; Eimeriidae. Gene Ontology annotation, biological process: magnesium ion transport. Bases 1 to 2415 code for a protein of 804 amino acids.